UUUUUUUUUCUUUUUUAUUUAUUUUAAAUUUACUAAACCUCAUUUUCAUUAAAUAUCAUGUCAGAUAUCCGUAUUCUGGGUUACAACGCACUACUUACUCCCAACUAUGUGUCUGAAGAAUUCCCUAUGUCUGAGGCUUCCAAGGUCACCGUGGCUGAAACAAGGGAACAAAUCAAGGAUAUUCUGCAAGGAAAAGAUGAUCGUUUACUUGUCAUCGUAGGUCCCUGUUCCAUUCAUGAUACUCUGGCCGCAAAAGAAUAUGCUUCCCUUUUAUUACAAGUCAAGAAACGUCUUCAAGGUGAACUUUUGAUUGUAAUGCGAUCUUAUUUUGAAAAACCAAGAACAGUGGUUGGUUGGAAAGGAUUGAUCAAUGAUCCUAAUAUAGAUGGAAGUUUUGACAUCAAUAAAGGAUUACGAAUUGCAAGAGGAAUGUUAUCUACUUUGACAGACAUGGGAAUGCCAGUGGCAGUUGAAUUAUUGGAUACUAUCACUCCACAAUACCUUGGAGAUCUUAUCUCAUGGGCAGCGAUAGGGGCUCGUACAACGGAAUCACAACUACAUCGUGAAUUAGCUUCAGGCUCAUCAUUUCCUGUCGGAUUCAAGAACGGCACAGAUGGGAAUCUCCAGAUAGCCAUGGAUGCCAUUCGAGCGGCUGCCGUGCCACAUCAUUUUCUAGGUCUCACUCAUGCCGGUGUGGUCUCGGUCGUUCAUACCCGUGGCAAUCCUGAUUGUCAUGCCAUCUUACGCGGCGGUACGGAUGGACCCAAUUAUACUGCACCCUUUGUUCUCAAGGCAAAACAACAACUUACUUCUCUCCAUUUGCCCGCCCAUAUCAUGAUCGACUGUUCUCAUGGCAACUCUAGCAAAGAUCAUCGCAAUCAACCCAAGGUCGCCAAAAAUAUCGCUGAUCAGAUCGCUUCUGGUGAACACGCUAUCAUGGGUCUUAUGUUGGAAUCUCAUCUAUGUGAAGGUAAUCAACCCGUUCCCGCUGAUGGUCCUGCUGCUCUCAAGUAUGGUGUUUCUAUCACUGAUGGUUGUAUUGAUUGGGAUACUACUGAAGAUGUAUUGGAUAUGCUGGCUGAUGCUGUCACUACUCGUCGUUCGAAACAACAACAAAAUGGUGCUCCACAAGAAUAACAUCUCUCUCUUAUAUGGAUACCCCCCUCUCUUAGUUAGUUAUUUUUAUUCCAAAUAAAAUCAUAUGUUUGUG
Molecule: messenger RNA, 1210 nt
Organism: Halteromyces radiatus
Lineage: Eukaryota; Fungi; Mucoromycota; Mucoromycetes; Mucorales; Cunninghamellaceae
Product: 3-deoxy-7-phosphoheptulonate synthase
Exons: 4
Coding region: 58-1137 (359 amino acids)
Biological process (GO): aromatic amino acid biosynthetic process
Cellular component (GO): cytoplasm
Molecular function (GO): 3-deoxy-7-phosphoheptulonate synthase activity
Source: RefSeq, a predicted model, not a curated record